Messenger RNA from Diachasma alloeum, 4315 nucleotides. Its product is annotated as ATP-dependent RNA helicase DHX30. The coding region runs from base 310 to 3648 and encodes 1112 amino acids. Gene Ontology annotation, molecular function: G-quadruplex RNA binding; DNA helicase activity; ATP binding. The record is from RefSeq and is a predicted model, not a curated record. Gene Ontology annotation, cellular component: nucleus; intracellular anatomical structure; cytoplasm. The transcript is spliced from 4 exons. NCBI's taxonomy places the organism in Eukaryota, Metazoa, Arthropoda, Insecta, Hymenoptera, Braconidae.
UGCUGAAGAGUGCCGAGCUACCAUUACCUAGUUAUAAUGUUCAGCUCUCAUUAGUUACACAACAAAUUCGUGAAAAACCGGUGAACAAACCUUUUUUCAGUGCGAAAAAUCGCUUACAAAAUCUUUUAGAAUCCUCAACAAUCGUUCGAAGUGAUUCAGAAGAGAUGACACCAUUGGAAUUAGUGGAAAUUCAGUAACGAAAAAAUUACGUCCACUCAUGCGGUUCUGUUUGCGGUCUGACUACACAAGCUUGAAUAUUAUCCAUCAAUUACCAAUUAAUCGUUUGAAAAAGCAAAACAACUAUCAACAAUGUUGCGUUACGGUGCACUUCUCACCCGCAAGUCCCCCCUCACCACGAACAUCUCCUUAAAAAUAAAACUCUCACGUGAGUCAACACGAAAACAAAUUCUCAUUCACUCACCACCGAAAAUUCGACCCACCCAGGAAUUCCACACAUAUCUCCCAAGACUAUCUCCAGUGGCGACAAAAGACAGUGAAGAUACUCGCAAGCUCAGAAUUCAAAGUCUCUUCGAUGAAAAUGAGCACUGGAACUUCACCAAAGAUGAUGCAACUGAAAACAAAGAAUUAUCUGAACCUCACGAGACUUCCAAUCCUUCAUCGACUCCAACGCUUCACCACGUGCGUCUGAAGGACAAGUACAGUAUCACAGAUAUCGAACGAAUGUACAAGCAGCCGAAGGCAAAGAUCAACGAGGUCUAUCACAUUGUAACGAACCAGCUUCAGAAGAAAUGCUUGGACUUCAAAUACACAACGAUGGGAAAGAAAACGUCCAAGUGGAACUGCACAGUUAAUGUCAUCUGGCCAGAAGAGUUGUCCUUCUCUGCUGUUGCCAACACCAAGCCCCUGGCUGCUCACUCAGCCUCACUGAAGCUUCUGCACUACCUUGAGAACCAGAAGAAAAUCCGAGAUGGAAAACCGAUACUCUAUAGUGCUACGGAUAUAAAAGAAAUGUCGAGUAAGCCAGUGGCUUUGAACAUCACAAGAGAAGCUUUGGAUGAAGUCAACUUCAUUGUGGAGAAAUAUGAGAGUGAAAUCAGGGACCUGCUGGAAAGCUUCGAAGCAGAAGCUCACGCAGAGUCGGCGUCUUCGAAACAUUAUGAGUCUUGCUUCCAGACUGGGGCUAUCAUAGAUCCAGUGGGCAAGUCCAAUCCCUUGAACAGAAUGCCAGGAAAAAUCGCAGACCGAAACAGAGUUCUCUUGGCUCGGUAUGAAGACAGAGUUUUGAGUAGCCCACCCUCGGAUUUACCAAUCAUUAACUACCGAGACAAGAUCAUUCAAGAGAUUGAAAACAAUCAGAUAGUGUUGAUAAAAGGCGAUACAGGCUGUGGCAAAACCACGCAAGUUCCUCAGUACAUCAUGGACCACUUUGCGAAGAAAUCCCAAGCAACAGAUUGCAACAUCUUAAUAGCUCAACCUCGAAGAAUAUCAGCGAUCUCCCUCGCGGAACGCAUCGCAGAUGAACGAAGGGAGCAAGUUGGGGAUGUUGUUGGAUACCAAGUUCGACUGAGCCAAGAGCUCCCCAACACACCAGGUGGAAUUCUCUUCUGCACGACCGGAAUUCUUUUACGAAAACUUCAAUUCAACCCAAGGCUUGAAGGCUGUUCCCACGUAAUUGUCGACGAGGCCCACGAACGAACCAUUAACACAGACAUGUUGCUGGCCCUCCUCAAACGCGCAAUAGCUAUCAAUAGGGACCUGAAAGUAAUCGUCAUGUCAGCUACAAUAAACGCAGGGUUAUUCCAGAAUUACUUCAACUGCAAAGUGAUAGAGAUCCCCGGAAGAACGUAUCCAGUGGAGUCUCACUACCUAGAAGACAUCGACAGCCUAGGAUUACGAACUCAAAAUUCUUACAGCGGAAUGCUGUUUGACGAUAAGAGACCAAUGACCUCUGAUAUACUGAACGAUGCUCCAGUCAUUGAUUUAGUCAAAAUGGGGGAAUUAAUCGUCUGGAUAACGAAAAACAAGCCCCCAGGUGCUAUUCUGUGCUUCCUUCCUGGUUGGGCAGAGAUAACGCAAAUGCGAAAGUACCUGGAAGAAUUCAGUGUUUUAGCACGCAGGAAAAGUGACGUAAUAAUCAUCCCUCUUCACUCAAAGAUGGCUCACUACGAUCAGAGGAAAAUUUUCGAAAAACCUCCCCCAAACGUCCGAAAAAUCGUACUCGCUACUGACAUUGCUGAGACCGGAAUCACAGUUACUGAUGUCGUUUACGUCGUUGACUCCUGCACCCACAGACAACUCCAGUGGCACGAGAAACAAGGAGUGUCAUUCAUCAGUAAUCAGUGGGCUUCACAAGCAAACAUCAACCAACGAAAGGGGCGAGCUGGAAGAGUCAAACCUGGAGUAAGUUAUCAUUUUAUCACGAGGGACAUGUACCAGAAGUUGCUCUCAUACCCAGUACCAGAGAUCAAGCGUUCUUCUUUGGAGAAGACUGUUCUGGAUGGCAAGACUUAUAGCAGUAAUGAGAAAGCAUUGGACUUCUUUGGAAGCGUUCCAGAACCUCCAGCGCCUACUAUAAUUAAACAAGCUGUGAGAGAUCUCAUUCACCUUGGGGCUUUGGAUGAAGAUGAGAACUUGACGCCCUUGGGAAAACGCAUUGCCUUCUUCACGGUUCAUCCCAAAUUGAGCAAGGCUUUACUGUACUCUUCGAUCUUUAAUUGUAUAUCUCCCAUGCUCACGAUAUCAGCUGCAAUGGCCGCAGAGAGUGACAUCUUCUCUGGAGUUUUGCAAAAUAAGGAAGCUAUUAGGUUGAUCAAGAAAAAAUACCAUCCAAGCAGCGACCAUGUUAGUCUCGUUUGGCUCUAUCAACAGUGGCUGUCUUAUGCCAAUGCUGGCAGGUACGAGGUUCGUGAUUUCUGUUUCAAAUCGAGACUCUAUCCUGAAAGGAUGUAUACGUUGAACAAAGUCAGGGAUUUGUAUGGAGAGCAUUUGGUACAUGCAAAGCUAAUAGAUGCACCCAAAUAUUUCCAAGAUCUUGGUGCUAAGACAAAUGAGUAUGCCGAGGUGGAUGAGAUGGUGAAGGGGGUGUUGUUGUCCGGGGUGGAUCAGGUCAUUUAUCAGAGAGAUUUUGAAAUCAGAAAUGGGCAGCUGAAGAAGGGAAGCUCGACUUUUGUUACGGAAAAUGGAACGAGGGUCACUAUCACGCCGGAUAGUGUCAAUUUUAAGAGGAAAAAGUGGCCCAGCCCUUUCUUGACGUAUGUGAGAAGUACUCAUAGUGAGGAGAGAAGGACGAGCCUGGUUAGAGAGAGCAGCAUUAUAUCACCCUUGACUGUUUUUAUGUUCAGUCAGGGACAAGUGCUAGGAUUUUUACAUAAAACUUCUCGUGUUAAUGAUUCUGAAGAUGAAAACAGUCACAUUGUCUUUACGAUGAAAGGUCGAAACAAUAUCAGACUGCUGUGUAAUAAAGAGACUGCAACUACGUUAUUGAAAUUCCGAGACAUUAUGUGGGGAGUUAUACGCUACAUGGUUGCUAAUCAAGGACUGCCGGUACAGGAUCUGGAUUCCUACAAUCAAAUUCACGACUUCAAAGGGCAACUUCUUCAAGUGCUAGGAAAGAUGCUGAGCGAAUCUGCGGGUUUGAUUGACGAUCCUGAGCCCGACACUGAACCUCAGUCCCAGGGAAGAAACUAGGAGGAUGGUUAUUAAUUUUUAUAAAUUAUGUAACAUUAAUUGAUAAUUAUUAAAUAGAGAAAUAAUUCCAUUGGUAAACAAUCAUUUAUUCAUUGUGAUGGAUGACAAAUGAUUCUUAUCAUUUCAGUACAAAUAGAUGUAAAUGAAUCAGCAGGUAUGAUAAUGGUAAAUGACUUAGGUUUACAAAUCGUUACAAAAAAGAAAAUAUAUGAAAUCGAUGGGUCAAACAUUUGAUUGGAGGCAUAAAUAUUGGAGUACGUUACUAUUGAAUAAGAAAAUUUAAGCAAUCCGAAGAAAUGAAACUGUUAAUAAUAAAAUCAAAAUAGGAGAAAAUAUUAUCGCGGAAGUACCACUGGUACAGACCAGUUUUUCGUAGGAAAAAGAAAAUUUUAUCAUGUCAGGAAAUCGGCAGUUUUCGGCAUCUGGAACAGAGAAUGAAAGUAAUUAGUCCAAUUGAACAAAUAGAAAGGGGAGAAAAAUGGAUUAUUGACAGAAACAAAUUCAAUUGAGAGUCUCAAAACUUUUAUUUAAUCUCCAAAGAUUACGUCAAGUCGUUCAAACAAAAUAAUUCCCCAAAUUUUAUAUCAUUUCAAAGCCCCAAAACGAGGAGCUGAUCACUUCUCGAUCGGAUGACUCAGUGAUUUCCAGAAUGGGAUGAUUUCCUGUG